Haliotis rufescens (red abalone) is the source of this 1425-nucleotide messenger RNA. RefSeq lists its product as uncharacterized. The transcript is spliced from 3 exons. The record is from RefSeq and is a predicted model, not a curated record. NCBI's taxonomy places the organism in Eukaryota, Metazoa, Mollusca, Gastropoda, Lepetellida, Haliotidae. The coding region runs from base 45 to 545 and encodes 166 amino acids. Gene Ontology annotation, cellular component: membrane.
ACAAACAGACUGGAAGCACUCCUCUCCAGUGAAGAGCUUGUACAAUGGGCUUCUCAGACGCAUCUCUUCUCACCAAGGUUGCGCUAGGUUUGGCCAUUGCCAGUUUUCUGUUUCACAUAAUUGGAUUCCCGACAAAUAGCUGGCUGACUUUCUCCACGUCUGCGGGGACGAGACACGUGGGCUUGUUCAAAGUGUGCGUUGUGGAUGUAUGUGUUGACAUCGACUCCUCCGACUCUGACUGGUGGACUGCCACUAAGGCCCUGGAGGUCCUGGGUUUUCUGGUCGGCCUCGCUUGUCUCGUCCUCCUCGUCGUCUUCAUCUUCCUCAAGACCGAUCUGAGCAUCCUACACAUCGUCGCUCUCGUGGCAGCCUUUGUGGCCGGAGGGUUCGUCUUGCUUGGCUGCAUCGUGUUUGGCGCCAAGAGAGAUGCCACGGAUGCGUUCCCCGCCUACAGUAUGGGCUGGUCGUUUGUCUUGACCCUCAUCGGGUCGCUGUUGUACCUGGCGACUGGGGUCAUCCUGCUCGUGGACAAGCUGAAGGGAUGACCGUCACGUUAUGCAGGAGGUCAGCGGUGACCACCCAUCACACUGCAGACAUUUUUGUCUUAAGGACUCAUUUUUGAUAUCAGUUUUAUAUAAAAAAGGUUCACGAUGUACUAGCAUUACUACUGAAAUGUGUGUUUCAUGUGUUUCAUGUGUUUCAUCACCAUACGCUAAAGUAGCUCGUACUGAUGUGGUUAAGGUAGGACAAUGAUAAUCUACAGGCGACAACUGUCAAGAUGCAUCAUUUACAGUAGUAUCACUUUGUAUAGCUGAUAUCAAGAUAUGAUCAAUUCGUGUCAGCAUAACAAUGAUAUGACAUGAAACGUCAAGAUAUGAUCCAAUAGUGUCAGCAUAACAAUGAUAUGCGUAUAUUGUCAAGAUAUGAUCCAUUAGUGUCAACAAUAUCAAUGUAUGACAUAUGAUGUAUGACCUGUCAUUAGUGUUCGCCUACAUUACAUUUACAAUGUCAAGAUAUGACCCGUCCUUAGUGCACACUUACACAUAUGAAAAUAAAUAUCAGGAUAUGAUUAGUGUCAGUCUACAUAGGAUAGAUAAUUACAAAUACAUAGAGGUUAUCCCGCAAAUGUGUUUGGGGAUUGUAAAUAUCACUGGGUAAGUGAUGUGUCAGUCGGGCAGUGACAGUAGCCAAUAUAGUUCCCACUAAAAUCUGUUUCUUAUACAGUGGCGAUGCAACAUAUACGCAAAACAACAAUUGUUUUUAAUUGCCUUUCGCGGCAAUCUAUCGGUCUGUCAGCUAGAGUAACUGCACUUUGUCAAAGGGAAGCUACUCUAACCCUAGUCUAUGAGACGUCACGGCCACGUUCAGACGUUGUUGACAGUCGGUCUGCCCUGUCAUAACGUUAAGAAGUUACGUCAGAUGUAC